Messenger RNA from Camellia sinensis, 534 nucleotides. NCBI's taxonomy places the organism in Eukaryota, Viridiplantae, Streptophyta, Magnoliopsida, Ericales, Theaceae. The record is from RefSeq and is a predicted model, not a curated record.
AUGGCUCCUGCAAAGAAGAUGCGCCGUUUACCACCACCGAAGAGGGCAUUACUUGAACCCUACUCAUCCUCGACUGAUACAUGUACACCUUAUCCGGAAGGUCUUACAGCAGAUGGAUUUGAGCCUAUUGGACCAUCUCUGUCUCAAAUUAAUGUGUUGUCAGGAUCUGAGACUAUUGCACCAACGCCGUCUCAAAGUAAUGCACCACAUGGAUUUGAGAUUUGUGAAGCAACUCUGUCUAAAACGCAGGCACUAUCUCCUCAAAGUCAAACAAGUGGCGCAGGUGCAUCUUCAUCAAGGCGAGUGCGGGGACCAACAGUUGGAAAAGCAACAGCAACAAGAGUUGCCAACAAUAAUGGGAACAAGCUCCACAUUCCAAUCACUGAGACAUUCAAUGCAUUCGAAGGUGUGCUAGCGACCCCAGGAGCUAAUGAGAUUGGCAUUCAGAUUAGGAGGAUGUGCCCCAUUCAAGGUGUUAAAAGUUGGACUGUUGCUGAUCUUGCGACAAAAGGGGCUGUUGUACAAGCUGUCCGG